Molecule: messenger RNA, 2055 nt
Organism: Lottia gigantea (owl limpet)
Lineage: Eukaryota; Metazoa; Mollusca; Gastropoda; Lottiidae
Exons: 6
Coding region: 1-1221 (406 amino acids)
Source: RefSeq, a predicted model, not a curated record
AUGGAUAUCACAGCAUUUGAAUACAACAGGAAAUUUUCCAAAGAAUUGAACCUUGGUGAAUGUCCAUCAAGAGAUGUUUCAAUUCCUCGUCCAGAUAGGCGUAACACUGUAGAGUUCGCUACACAACCAUGCUCUUUAAGAAAAAGAGGAACUGUAACAUCAGUACCAAGAGAAUUGAACGACACUCGAAACGUCCCUAUUUUAACACCAAACGAUGUAGUGGCUUAUUUGGGUCUUUGUGGGGGCGAAGCUGCAUCAUUUCUAGGAAUAUUACACAAGGGAGAUUGUGUUGCGAUUGAAAUAGCCAGUUUGUUAACAUUCAAUGAUAAAACAAUGGUUAGAGCUUAUGUAGAAUAUUAUCGUAAAAAGAUGGACAUUUUAAACAGUUCAUUAUCACCACGAAACGAAUACGAACAUUACUAUGAUGGUAGAUAUUACCUUAAAAAUAGGAGUUACGGAACGCUGGAAAUCAUUAUUGUACAGUUUCGAUUCAAGUCUAAGAAAAUGACGAUUGAAGCUAAGAAAGUUGAAACUGACAUCUCACCUUUAAUGUCUGUUUAUAUGGAAGAAGUUAGGUUAAGAGCUGGUAUGCCUACAAGUUUAGUGGUUAUACGGUUAUCGACAGCAGGAGAUAAAUACGACAAGAAGAAAUUUAGAAAGGGUGGCUAUCAACAAGCUCUACGUUACGUUCAGGUUUUAGAAACAGAAAUACGCCAUGUUCGAGAAAGAAUUAUUGAUAAUGAAAUUUCACCACAUCUUAAUUAUGCCCUAUUUCCCUUUAAAGAAGAACAACCACAAUACAGAAUGGGCGCUAGUUUGUUAACAUGGGAAAAGACUUCAAUGUUAGAAGUCAGCAUUAGACAAGGUAUCAAUAUUGGUAAGAAGGCUGCUAGAAAGUGUCGACAUAGCAAGGCCAACAAACUAGAGUUAUGUGUGCGAGUUAAAGCUUUAUUGAAAAAGUUGAAAGUCACUCAAAGAGAAAUCCACAAAAUCAGAUCCAAUUGGAUGACCUUGACAUUGGAAGAGAAGAAUAAAUUUUCGGACGUUCAUGGCACUAGAGUCAAUAGCUAUAUCAAUGUAAUGAAACGACUCGCACGUGAUGUUAGAAAAUGGCGGAAACAAAUGAAAAAGCAGAAACAGAAAGAUAGAAAGAAUCAAGCUAAAGAGCGAGAAAUAAAGAAAAUGAGUAGCGAUCAACCUUGGUUUUUACGGGCUGGAUAAACUGUCUCUCUGAUCUUAAUGCUAGAUCCAAACCAAAUAAUAUUAUAAAAAUUUGUGAUUAAGACCGCAAUGGUCUUCCAUAUAUUCAUAUUUUGAUACGUAUAUUGAAUAUGUUUAAACUUUGGUUGUGAAACAUGAAUCAUGCAUGUUGUAGGACAUCAACGUCAAAAGAAAUGUGAAAUUUCAAAAAAUCAAAAACAAUUUAUGUAUGUUCAAAAACUAUUUUUCUAAUGUUAUGUCAUCUUAUAUUAAGAAGCAUCGAACAUAACUAUACCGCACAAAAAGCGGUUGGUGGUGGUCUUACAAUCUCUAUCCAUCGUAUGAAAAAUAACAGAUCCCGCUACUUGUUCCUCUUGGAUAUAUCAAGUUCUGUUUAUCUGAUCCAGCCAUUAAACUACAUACUGGACACCUGGGAAUAUCUAUAAUCUAAAAAAUUACCAGAACAAUUGUAAUACGGUAAUAGACGACCCGUGUUAAAUCCAGAAGGCGCUAGUCUGACAUGUUGAUUAAUAGGGCUAAUAAGUUUUUUUUAAAUUCAAAUCGUGUUAUCUUAUUAACAUAUCUGAUAGUUUUACUAUAUACUCUUAUUGGUCAAAUCCUAUGUUCAUUGUAAGAGAUAGUAAUCCACUACCUGAUUUUCUGAUAGAAGUUGUUUAACAUUAUAAAUCAACUCUCUAGAUUCCGGGUUAGAAAGUUUAUAGUAGAAGCUACUCAUUAGACACUAAGAUCUAUAUUCUAUUAUUUUACAGUUGAGUAUUUAAAUUAUAAUGUAUAAUAUUUAUUAUGUUAAAAAUUGAUAUAAUGUUAUUGGUCAAAUAAACGUUUAUCAGAGAC